UAAAACAACAACUGCAGAUGUAAUUCACUUGCUUUAAAACCUUUCAUGUUCAAUGUCUUUUCAUAAUACAUUUGAAUGUAAUUUCAUUAUAAACCUGGACGUUGUACGCAGGGAAUGGAGCUCAAUAACAUUUGUCUCAGCGCCGGAGAUCACCUGACCUUCAAAGGGUUGAUUCUGCCCGAUGCUCAAAGGUUCCAGUUUGACCUCGGCAGUAGCAGCAAUGACUUGGCGUUCCAUUUCAACCCUCGUUUCCAUGACGACGAUGAUGGAGCCGUGCUCAUUUGCAACUCCAAGUGUGAUGGUUGCUGGGGCGAUGAGAAGCGGGAAAGUCAUAAUCCUCUAAAGCAAGGCGAGGAGGUCAAGAUUGUGUUGAAGUUUACGGGAGACAUGUUUAAGGUGGAACUUCCUGGUGGACAGACAGUUGAGUUCCCAAAUCGCGAAGGAGCCAGCUUCAUCAGCUAUGUCAGCGUGAAAGGAGACCUGCAGAUCUCUUCCUUUAAAAUCAAGAACUAUGGCUACUAACUUGAAUGGUGACACAAAUAGACUGAAUUCAA
Molecule: messenger RNA, 554 nt
Organism: Gadus chalcogrammus (walleye pollock)
Lineage: Eukaryota; Metazoa; Chordata; Actinopteri; Gadiformes; Gadidae
Product: galectin-2-like
Exons: 3
Coding region: 115-522 (135 amino acids)
Molecular function (GO): carbohydrate binding
Source: RefSeq, a predicted model, not a curated record